Molecule: messenger RNA, 1002 nt
Organism: Seriola aureovittata
Lineage: Eukaryota; Metazoa; Chordata; Actinopteri; Carangiformes; Carangidae
Product: mucin-2-like
Exons: 4
Coding region: 1-1002 (333 amino acids)
Source: RefSeq, a predicted model, not a curated record
AUGGAAGACCUACAAGUCCAAGUCAGGACCGAGAAGUCCGAGACGAACAAGUCCAAGUCAGGACCGACAAGUCCGAGACCAACAAGUCCACGUCAGGACCAACAAGUAAGGACCGAGAAGACGGGACCAACAAGUCCAAGUCAGGACCGACAAGUCCGAGACCAACAAGUCCACGUCAGGACCGAGAAGUCCGAGACCAACAAGUCCACGUCAGGACUGACAAGUAAGGACCGAGAAGUCCGAGACCAACAAGUUCACAUCAGGACCGACAAGUCAGGACCGAGAAGACGGGACCAACAAGUCCAAGUCAGGACCGAGAAGUCAGAGACCAACAAGUCCACGUCAGGACCGACAAGUAAGGACCGAGAAGUCCGAGACGAACAAGUCCACGUCAGGACCAACAAGUCCGAGACCAACAAGUCCACGUCAGGACUGACAAGUCAGGACCGAGAAGACGGGACCAACAAGUCCAAGUCAGGACCGAGAAGACCGAGAAGACGGGACCAACAAGUCCAAGUCAGGACCGAGAAGUCUGAGACCAACAAGUCCACGUCAGGACCGACAAGUAAGGACCGAGAAGUCCGAGACGAACAAGUCCACGUCAGGACCGACAAGUCCGAGACGAACAAGUCCACGUCAGGACCGACAAGUCAGGACCGAGAAGACGGGACCAACAAGUCCAAGUCAGGACCGACAAGUCCGAGACCAACAAGUCCACGUCAGGACCAACAAGUAAGGACCGAGAAGACGGGACCAACAAGUCCAAGUCAGGACCGACAAGUCCGAGACCAACAAGUCCACGUCAGGACCGACAAGACCGAGACCAACAAGUCCACGUCAGGACUGACAAGUAAGGACCGAGAAGUCCGAGACCAACAAGUUCACAUCAGGACCGACAAGUCAGGACCGAGAAGACGGGACCAACAAGUUCACAUCAGGACCGACAAGUCAGGACCGAGAAGUCUGAGACCAACAAGUCCACGUCAGGACCGAGAAGUCUGA